AUGGGUGGCUCUGGCUCUGGCUCUGGCUCUGGCUCUGGCUCUGGGAAUUUUAUCCAAGUUGUGGCAAACAACUUUGAUGUUCUUGUUUUGCCUCUUGUCACUCUUGUUUAUCCCUUAUAUGCUUCAAUCAAGGCUAUAGAAACUAAAUCUCGCACAGAUGACCAGCAAUGGCUAACCUAUUGGGUUCUCUAUUCCAUGAUGACCCUAUUCGAGCUAACAUUUUCCAAAAUCCUGGAAUGUAUCCCAAUCUGGCGUUACGCCAAGCUGAUAAUCACCUGCUGGUUGGUUCUGCCUCACUUCAAUGGGGCGGCACAUGUUUAUCAGCACUUCAUCAGACCAGUCUACCUGAACCCACAAAGUGCUCAAAAGAUCUGGUAUGUCCCUCGGAAGAAGGACAUGUUCAGUAAGCAAGAUGAUAUUUUAACUGCUGCUGAGAAAUAUAUGGAAGAGCAUGGAACUGAGGAUUUUCAGAGGCUUAUAACUAAGGCUGACAGAGAGGAUAGAGCCAGGAGGAACGGCAAUUAUAUGAUCUUUGAUGAUGAUUAUAUAUAUUGAACUCCAGCAUCUUUGGAAAAGAUCAUGACUCUUGUUCUUGUAUGAGUACUUAAGCAUGUAGCUGUGUCUACUUUAACUUUUUAGGACAAAUUGCAAGUGUAUUGGAGAUUUUCUCAGCUUAAUUUGCUCCAUUUAUUUAUUUAUUUUUUUCCUGCAA
Messenger RNA from Manihot esculenta (cassava), 712 nucleotides. RefSeq names its product HVA22-like protein c. Lineage: Eukaryota; Viridiplantae; Streptophyta; Magnoliopsida; Malpighiales; Euphorbiaceae. The transcript is spliced from 5 exons. The record is from RefSeq and is a predicted model, not a curated record. Bases 1 to 555 code for a protein of 184 amino acids.